CUGAUGGCAUUCGCACGAUCGCAUCCCCCUCACUGCUGUUCGAUAGAAGCCGUAAACAGACUCCGCAUUCUCUGAUCUGCUUCCCGUGAAACAUUUUCAUCGAAGAAGAAAAAGUUAGGAAGAGAAAUGGAGAAGCAGAAGCUGGCGUGAGCUGAUUGACAGAGUAGGAGAGCACCGAAGCAGAGAAGAGAUUGAUAAGACAUAGCAGAGUUUGAUGCCUCCAGGUGCUCUCGUUGAGGCAAAGGGGAAGCUGCAGCGGCCGGAGGCGAGGCUCGGAGGAUUAAAAAAGUAGAAGGAGGCGUUGUAGCAAAUGGUGUAUACGAGAAGAGAAGAGAAGAGAAAAAGGAAUGAGGGCGCGGCCAGAAAUCAGUGAAGAAAAGCAGAGAGAGGUCUAGAAGAUUUGGGAUUUUAGGGUUUUUCUAGAAGCUUUUGAGAGAGAGUGAGGGGAAAAGAAAGAAUAUUUAGUGAAGGUAAAGUUGUUUGGAGAGAGGGAAUACUUCCCCUCAUUCUCGACAAGAAACAGAGGGCAAUUGGAAGCAGUGAGUCCAGAAUCCCAAGGAGGAGAGCAGAAGAAAAGGGGGCUGAGACAGGAGGCAAGGCAGUCUCCGGAGGAGAGACUGAGUCAGAGAAUCCUGAAGUGAAGCUUCAGGUUUCACUGCCUGCACAGGCUCCGGUUUUGUCUCCUUAGAUGACGAUGAUUUUUGUAAUAGGAUACUCAUUAACUGAGCAAAUUGCACUAAGGCGAUGAUGUCUGAGGGUGUAGUUUGACAUGGUGAUGAAUCACCAUAGGAAAUUGUUUAAAGCCAUAUGUCACGUGGAAGACUUCCUAUAAUGGAUCUGAAAAUAGGGUAUGAUAUUGAGCAUACGAUUUCUGCAAGUAGCAUCGAGCACGAGUUGUGGCCACUUGAGGAAAUUGAUCCAAAAAAGGCAAAGUUUCCUUGUUGUUUAGUUUGGACUCCGCUACCAGUUGUGUCUUGGUUGGCCCCAUUCAUUGGACAUGUUGGCAUUUGCCGGGAGGAUGGUGCAAUUUUGGACUUUUCAGGAUCUAAUUUUGUAAAUAUUGAUCAAUUCAGUUUUGGUGCUGCGGCCAUGUAUGUUCCCCUUGAUAGAAAACAGUGUUGCUUUCCUGCGAACCUAAGUGCACACACAUGCAAGCAAGGAUAUGCUCAUGCAGAAUUUGGAAGUGCAAUUACAUGGGAUGAUUCGCUAGUAGCAAGCAUGCGCCAGUUUGAGCACAGGAGCUAUAAUCUUUUCACUUGCAACAGCUACUCAUUUGUUUCACAGUGCCUGAAUCGGCUGAGUUAUGGUGGAUGCAUGGGUUGGAACAUGAUCAAUGUAGCAGCCCUUGUUGUGUUGAAGGGGCAUUGGAUUGAUAUCAUGGCGGUAAUAAGAUCCUUCCUCCCAUUCACAUUGGUGCUCUGCCUGGGCAUAUUUUUGGUUGGUUGGCCAUUCUUGAUUGGCCUCUUUGCUUUCUGGCUCAUGCUUAUGUUGUGGUUUUUAGUGGCUACAUAUUGUUUCAAAGACCUACUUGAAUGCUAGAAGCUCACUAAUACAUUCAUGUUAUGUACGAGUGUUGUUCUUCAACACCAUCAAUCUUUGGCAAUGGAUUCACUUCAACAUGC
Carica papaya (papaya) is the source of this 1622-nucleotide messenger RNA. RefSeq names its product protein REVERSION-TO-ETHYLENE SENSITIVITY-like protein (DUF778) (gene RTE1). The record is from RefSeq and is a predicted model, not a curated record. Gene Ontology annotation, biological process: response to ethylene; regulation of ethylene-activated signaling pathway. Lineage: Eukaryota; Viridiplantae; Streptophyta; Magnoliopsida; Brassicales; Caricaceae. Gene Ontology annotation, cellular component: endoplasmic reticulum; Golgi apparatus.